CAAAGACACCACUCGCAUACCGCAUCUAGCUGCUGUGCUUGAUUGUUCGCAAUAUUAAACCCCAAAAGACUGCAUGUCAAGUAUCCUGAGAGCUAUCAGGUCACGAAACCUUUCAUAUUUCCCACGACGAUCAAUCAUGACCACCUCGAUACCCAAACCCGCGCAGCAACCUCAACAGAUUCAGCCGUCCCCAACGGAAGCCAUCUUUUUCGGUCACCUCAACGAUUUCGUGAGGGAAGGGAGGUUUCAUGUAGAACCCAAAAUUCCGGCAACAGAAUGCCGAAUAGCAGGUGGCUGGGUGCGGGACAAGCUUCUUGGCCUUCCUUCCCACGACCUGGACGUCACCCUUUCUUCCUGCGCAGGCUACCCUUUCGCUCAAGCUUUCGUAGAAUACCUUCGUUCGGUCCCUUCGGCCGAGUCUAUCGAGAUCACCUCCAUCGGCAAGGUCUCUGCCAACCCUGAACAAAGUAAACAUCUGGAGACUGCUACUACACGGAUCUUGGGAUUGGAAUGUGAUUUCGUACAGCUUCGAAGCGAGGUAUAUGCGGAUGGUAGUCGAAUUCCCACGGAAGUGCGGAUAGGCACGCCCCUCGAAGAUGCAGAGCGACGAGAUAUCACCAUCAACACCUUGUUCUACAAUGUGCAUACCCAGUCGGUGGAGGAUUGGACGGGCAAGGGAAUGAACGACCUAGCAGAUCACCGCAUCCGGACGCCGCUUCCACCACUACAAACGUUCUACGACGAUCCUCUUCGAAUCCUGAGAUGCCUACGAUUCGCCAGUCGAUUUGGCUAUGCGCUUGACAAGGAGCUCACCGAGUGUUUGGGGGACGAGACUCUGAUGGAAAGCCUAAGGACGAGGAUCUCUCGUGAACGAGUGGGGAUCGAGGUGGAAAAGAUGAUCAAGGGACCGAAUCCCCUCCUUGCCAUCGAGCUCAUUACCAAUCUCAACCUAUACCCUCACAUCUUUGUCAUCCCAACUGCGAAACCCGCUGACCCGAAAGACUUUUUCCCCGCACCUCACCCCAUCAGCGACGCUCUUCUCGGCGGCCAGAUCCUCACCUCGAUCAUGUCGGGUGACUUGCGCUCGCACGUCCAUCCAGCAUUGUUCGCCAAGCUGAACGAGCGUAGGUUGCACGCCAUCUGGUUAGCGAUCGCCCUGCUACCUUACCGAGGGGGUCUUUUGAAGGAGAAGAAGAAAGAUAUGACGAUGGCCGAAGUCGUCAUCCGGGACGGGAUCAAGCUAGGAAACGCCGAGCGGGAAGCCGUUGCCAGACUGUAUGCCGCUCAUGACAAGCUAUCACCGCCAGCAUUCCACUCGCAUGAACCAGAAAGGCUUCGGUCUGGGCUUGGGCUGAUUCUGAGAGAGGUGUACAUCAAUGAUCCAGCAACGGAUACCGCCUGGACGAACGCGCUCGUGUUCUCGAUGAUCAUGGACCUGUUGCCUUAUGUCCAACUCGAUGACAUCCAGGCCAAUGAGCGAGUCUUGGAGGUUAUGAAGCGGUAUUACGACUACACUGCCAAGGUCGAGGAAUUGGGAUUGGGAUCGGCCAUCGAAGAAAAACCGAGAAUCGAUGGCAACGAGCUGAACGCGACGCUCGGCUUGAAGCCGUCCCAGUUGACCAAGUAUCUCAUGCUCGAAGUGGUCCGAUGGCAGCUAGACAACCCUAGCGGGACGGCCGAGGAUUGCAAGGCCUUUUUGUUGAAGAGUCAAGCAGAGGGGACGUUGCCGACGAUGGAGAGUCUGGGGUUGGGGGUUCCCGCGAACAAGAAGAGGAGGAGGGAUUGAGACGAGGCAGGAGUUGUCUUUACGCACGAAGUGAUACGCAAGCCAUCUAUCAUGAUCUAUCACCAUGCCGGAUCCUGAAAAGCGGCAGAUGACAUUCAUGACAUUCCAG
Molecule: messenger RNA, 1895 nt
Organism: Filobasidium floriforme
Lineage: Eukaryota; Fungi; Basidiomycota; Tremellomycetes; Filobasidiales; Filobasidiaceae
Exons: 10
Coding region: 74-1786 (570 amino acids)
Biological process (GO): tRNA 3'-terminal CCA addition
Molecular function (GO): ATP:3'-cytidine-cytidine-tRNA adenylyltransferase activity; RNA binding
Source: RefSeq, a predicted model, not a curated record